Aspergillus puulaauensis is the source of this 579-nucleotide messenger RNA. RefSeq lists its product as uncharacterized. NCBI's taxonomy places the organism in Eukaryota, Fungi, Ascomycota, Eurotiomycetes, Eurotiales, Aspergillaceae. The transcript is spliced from 2 exons. The coding region runs from base 1 to 579 and encodes 192 amino acids. The record is from RefSeq and is a predicted model, not a curated record.
AUGGACGAAGCCGUAUCGUGGAUCCAACGCCGGGCUGGCAAGCAAGGGAGGUAUGAGAACGUCGACGGCUCUAGGAUUGCCGCCGCAGGUCAGAGCUGCGGGGGGUUAUUGGCUUACACGCAGCGCAGUAACGACGCGGUUGGGUUUUUGGGAAUCUUCAACUCUGGAUUGUUGGGGAAUACAACUAAUGCACAGGAGAAUCUGCCCGACGGAAUGAUUAUCGAGGAGCCGGAGGUUAUAAAGGAGGUUAAGAAGCCUGUUUUCUAUUAUAUUGGCGGUCAGGGUGAUGUUGCGUACCCCGCUGCCAUAGCAGACUACGGAAAUUUGACUGGUGCGCCGAAGUGGAUUGGGAACUACCCUGUCGGACACUCUGGGACGUAUAGGGAACCUGAUGGCGGGGAGUUUGGGGUGGCUGCUGUGAAGUGGUUAGAGUGGGUGCUCAAGGGAGACAAAGCGGCUUCGAAAUUCUUCGCUAGGGGUGGUGCUGAGAGGGCCGGAUGGGUUUGCACCGGCAGCAGGGGACUUGAGAAGAUGGACCUGUAUCUCGAGAGUUGGAAACAAGUUCAUAAUGAAGGCUGA